AUGUACACUAGUACUGCUACAUUCAGAGGAGAAUAUGCACCUUACUUUAGUCCAAUACAACAACCACUGGUACAGGCCUUUCAUCCUUUACCUGUACAGUCAUUUACUCCAGAGAAGAUAAAUGUUUCAUUUGAUACUGUAAGCAACAUUCCAUCAGGGACAAAAACACCCAGCAAGGAAUCAAAAUACUUUAUAACAUUCAAAAUAUUUGGCAUCGGGUCGCUCGGUAUAACAACUGCCAUGGCUAUCGCUCUGGGAAUAAUAAUGGUUCAUUUUCAUUUUUUAUGGUCUCCAACUACAACAACAGUUGGUACUACGAUAAUGACAACUACAAUAACGACAGCCACCACAACAACUUCCACAACGAGUGUGACAACUACAACAACAACAACAACGACAACAACAGCUACAACUACUCAAUCAUGGUGUAAACCACCAUGUAUCUGUGCCGGUGUUUCUUCUUAUAGUUUGUGGCUACAGUACUCUACUAGCGGAAUGUACAUGAAUAUCGAUACUAGCAGCUGUCAUUUCAAUCAAACACCAACUUACAUUACUAGUAUAGAUGGAACGAAUGCUCAUUUUGAUUUGGUAGGCCACAAUGCUAUUUAUGUAUAUACAAGUACCUCGUUUCGAAUUUAUGUCACGAGUCGUUCUGGCUUGACACCGGCAACAAUGUUAUCUUACGCUGCAAGUUACGCAUGGAAUGUAAAUUGGGUUGGCAUGUAUUACUAA
This is a messenger RNA of Rotaria socialis, 732 nucleotides long. NCBI's taxonomy places the organism in Eukaryota, Metazoa, Rotifera, Eurotatoria, Philodinida, Philodinidae. The record is from the annotation of a GenBank genome assembly.